Molecule: messenger RNA, 1665 nt
Organism: Drosophila willistoni
Lineage: Eukaryota; Metazoa; Arthropoda; Insecta; Diptera; Drosophilidae
Gene: Cyp9c1
Product: cytochrome P450 9c1
Exons: 3
Coding region: 59-1636 (525 amino acids)
Molecular function (GO): oxidoreductase activity, acting on paired donors, with incorporation or reduction of molecular oxygen; monooxygenase activity; iron ion binding
Source: RefSeq, a predicted model, not a curated record
AAUUGGCUGACAAACACCGAAAGAACCGAAAGUAGGAGCCAUUUCAACAUAUAGAAUCAUGGUUCUCGUUGAACUAUUCCUUUUAGCAGUAGUAUUAGCUUACUUAGUUUAUAAGUGGUCUGUGGCCCCAUUCGAUUAUUUUGCCAAACGAAAUGUGGCCCAUGUGAAACCAAAGCCGCUGCUGGGCAAUGUCCCUCUCGCCGUGAUGAGAGGGCAGGGUUCCUAUCUCAAGCACAGCAUUGAUCUGCAUUUGAAGUUGAAGCAACAUAAAGUCUAUGGCGUCUACAACAUGAGGGAACCUCUCUACUAUCUGGCAGAUCCGAACUUGAUACGCCAAGUGGGCAUUAAGAGUUUCGACAACUUUGCCAAUCAUCGACGGGGAUUGAGUGAGGCGAAUGACAGUAGUGUCUUGUCCAAGAGUUUGCUCUCCCUGCGCGAUCGUCGUUGGAAACAAAUGAGGAGCACUUUGACGCCAACAUUUACCAGUUUGAAAAUACGUUUAAUGUUCGAGUUGAUCCAUGCCUGCAAUCUGGAGGCUGUCGAAUACAUUGGACGAGAGAUUCAGCAGGAGGAGAGUAACUCGGAGUUGGAGCUCAAAGAGUUCUUUACACGGUAUACCAACGAUGUGAUAGCCACUGCUGCAUUUGGUGUCCAGGUCAAUUCCUUUAAAGAUCCACAAAACGAAUUCUACACAAUUGGCCAACGAGUGUCGCAAUUUACCUUUUGGGGUGGACUUAAAGUGGCUUUGUAUAUUCUACUACCCAAAAUAAUGAAGGCUCUUCGUGUUCCCGUUAUGGACAUGAAUAAUGUGGAAUAUUUUAAGAAAUUGGUUUUCGGAACUAUUAAGUAUCGCAAGGAACACAAUAUCAUCCGUCCCGAUAUGAUACAACAAUUACUGGAGGCUCAGCGCCAAUUUAAACUCGAACAAGAAUCGUCUGAAGGUCUUCCAGCUUCGGCUGAUCGUGCGGAAUUCAAUGAUGAGGAUCUUUUGGCUCAGUGUUUGCUGUUUUUCUCAGCUGGAUUCGAGACAGUGGCCACUUGCUUGAGCUUCACCAGCUAUGAGCUGCACAUGAAUCAGGAAGUGCAGCAAAAACUCUAUGAAGAAAUUUUGGAGGUAGAAGAACGAUUGGAGGGAAAACCCCUAGAUUAUGACACUUUGAUGUCGAUGAAAUAUUUGGAUUGCAUUAUAUCUGAAUCGUUAAGGAAAUGGCCUCCAGCUAUAGUUAUUGAUCGACUAUGCGCCGAAAACUUUGAUUUGGUCGACGAGGAUGAGAAUAAGGUCUUGUUGAAAUUACAGAAAGAAGAUCUAGUUCACAUUCCUAUCAUAGCGCUGCACUAUGAUCCGGAAAACUUUGACGAACCCAACGAAUUUCGUCCCGAACGUUUCGAUGAGGAGCAUAAGCAUGAGAUUAAACCAUUUAGUUAUUUGCCCUUUGGCAUUGGUCAAAGGAGUUGUAUAGGCAACCGCAUGGCCUUAAUGGAGGUCAAGUCACUCAUUUAUCAGUUAAUACGUAAUUUUAAAUUGGAGCCAUCACCCAGAUCCACAUCAGACAUGAUGAACAGCAUUGCGGGCUUUCGCAUGCAGCCGAGGGAAUUGUUUUGGUGUAAAAUUGUGGCCAGGGAGAAAAAAAACUGAAAAUUAAUCAUAAAUAUUAAUAAAGAAAC